Carya illinoinensis is the source of this 1364-nucleotide messenger RNA. RefSeq lists its product as uncharacterized. Gene Ontology annotation, molecular function: metal ion binding. Bases 334 to 1080 code for a protein of 248 amino acids. Gene Ontology annotation, biological process: tRNA wobble uridine modification; protein histidyl modification to diphthamide. The transcript has 4 exons. The record is from RefSeq and is a predicted model, not a curated record. Gene Ontology annotation, cellular component: nucleus; cytosol. Lineage: Eukaryota; Viridiplantae; Streptophyta; Magnoliopsida; Fagales; Juglandaceae.
UCUUGUCCAAUGUGAAACAUCAACUUCCAUAACCGUAGAGAGACAAGAUCCAACUGGCUUGCCGAUGCAACCGUUUCGCGCGCCUUGUGCUUGUUCCCUUGAAUAGUUCCAAGGGAUACGAAAACAAGAGCACCCAAAUAUAUUGCACUAAACCUUAAAAACAUUAAUUUUUCCAUCUUGAGGUUCUUGAAAAUCUCCUACUUUUUACAUUUAAUCGCAGAAUCAUUGGUGAAAACUCACAUAGAAGCCAUAGAAACUGGCUACAUGGUAACUUUUUGAGCUUUGAAAGAGGGUUAAUUCAGGAGAUUAUUUGCGACUUAGAACAAGGUGAAGAUGGGUGAAGGUGGGACACCUAACAUGAGGUCAAUCGCAUUGGUAACACAGAUGAUGGUUGCAAUGAUGAUGAUCGCGAUGAUGUUUGUAGCAGAAGCUGAUACAAACAAUGUUUUCGGUCCAUGCGCUGAUGCAAAAGUUAAAAAAUUCGACGGUUUUACCUUUGGUCUUGCAUUUUCAACCAGAGAUUCCUUCUUCUUCAAUCAGACUCAACUUUCUCCUUGCGAUUUACGUCUCUCCCUCUCAGGCAAUAUUGGUGCUCAACUUGCUCUAUUCAGGCCCAAAGUCGAUGAGAUCUCUUAUCUUACCGUUAACAGCACCGCCUUCAAUCCGGCUUUGUCUGGUGGGCAUAUGGUAGCUUUUGCUGGACAGAAGUAUGCAGCAAGAUCUCUACCAAUAUUGGUUGCUGAUACAAGUCACACCAUAAUUAGUUUCACUCUGGUCCUUGAAUUCCAAAAAGGCACUCUUCAAAAUCUGUACUGGAAGAACUUUGGGUGCGAUGCAUGCUCUGGGGACUCUAUAUGCCUGAACAAUCAAAGCUGUGCAGUGCCAACCUCUAAAUGCUUAAGUAGUGGUGGGCCUACUGAUUGCAGUUUGAGCAUACAAUUGACAUUUUCUGGAACAGAUAAGAAUCUCGAUACACUAAAUUCAUGGUAUGAGGUGGAAAAUCUUCGACAGUACUCCCUUUAUGGUCUGUUCUCCGAUAUUCGUGAUACCUUCACCGGCCAAAAUGGCAUGCCUUUUUGAGCCUGCAUUGCCGGGGUAAUAGCAGUGUUUAUGGUGAGUUCUAAAUUGGCUGAAGUAUUCCGUGUACCAGUGAAAAUCACUCACUUCCUCCAAGAAGCAAUACACUUCUGGCUCUCUUAUUAAAAUUCUCUUGGAAGUUCCCCAUGUGAGAUUGUUCCAAAUAUUAGUAAGAUACUUUGUCUAUACCGAUUCUCUGGCCCCAUGCCUCCCUAGAUUUGUACAGGUUUUAAGCAGUUGCUGGGUCACAUGGCAUUAAAUGAGACAGCCAAACUUUCCUUGCGAAA